Molecule: messenger RNA, 1998 nt
Organism: Aureobasidium uvarum
Lineage: Eukaryota; Fungi; Ascomycota; Dothideomycetes; Dothideales; Saccotheciaceae
Source: the annotation of a GenBank genome assembly
AUGUCGAGCUCGGUCGAGAAGUCGGUCAAAGGCGGCACCAAGGUCAAGCUUGCACCGCCCAAGUCCAAAUAUGUCGAACACAUCCUGCUGGCCACGUCUGGCGGCGAGGCCGGCGUCGCCGAGAUCUUCCGCACCCUGAAAGAGCGUCUACGCGACACCACCUGGACCAUCUGCUUCAAGGCCCUGAUCAUUGUACACCUGAUGAUUAAAGAGGGAGAGCGCGAUGCCACCCUCAAGUAUCUGGCCGCCGCGCCCAAGAACCGACUGGCCAUCAACAACUACACCGACGGUACGCCUCCUUGCACCUUCUCUUGGGCUCUUCUGACGCCGUCCAACNNAGUCCAGACACAGGGCCAGAAUAUCCGCCGGUACUCCAACUAUCUCAUCCAGCGCGCAGAGUCGUUCGCCGACACGCACAUUGACCACAUCCGUAAUCCCGGUCGCUUGAAGAACAUCUCCAUCGCGAAGGGUCUGCUACGAGAGACGGAAGCGAUUCAAGACCAGAUCAGAGUCUUGAUCAAAUGCGACGUUCGUACCACGCUCAGCACUGCACACCACAAUCUGACACAGUACAGNCCUCUCGAGAAUGAGCCCGAGAACGACAUUUCGUUGAUGGCAUUCCGCCUGCUCACCAAAGAUCUCCUCGACCUGUUCACUGCCAUGAACGAGGCCGUCAUGAACAUACUGAGUCAGUACUUUGGUGUUUCAACUCUGCUUCAGCCUCCUGAUAUGAAACUUUACAGGNNCCAUUACUUCGAACUCUCGAAACCCGACGCCGAACAUGCCAUUGGCAUCUACAAAGCCUUUGCCAAGCAGACAGACCAAGUCGUCCAGUAUCUCAGCAUCGCCAGACAAUACGAGCACAUCACAAAGUUGGAGAUCCCAAAGAUCAAGCACGCCCCUACGAGUCUAGCCCAGUCGUUACAAGAGUACAUUGACGACCACGACUUUGAGACCAACAGACGCCAAUACCUGGCUGAACAGCAAGCAAAGACUGGCAAACCGAUCAAGCCCUCGAGAUCGGUGACUUUUGCUGAAGCCGAACCGAAACAAGAAAACGCUGGUGCUUCUCAACCUGCUGCUUCGCAGCCACCACCUGCCAAAGGCCCAGCUCCCGAUCUUAUCGACUUCUUUGGCUCAAUUGAGGAUCAGCAACAACCUAUGGCUCAGGCUUCUACCCAGCAAUAUGCCCAGCCGACCGGCCAGCCUUUUGGUCAGAUGUAUGGUCAGCCUACAGCAGACCCUGCCUUCCAGACCGCUCAGUCGACGAAUCCAUUUGGCGCCCCUCAGCAGUUUAUGGCACCGCCUACUGCUCAGCUCCAACCACAAUUCACAGGGGCCGGAUUUGGUGGUUAUGGUCCUCAACCACAGCAACAGGUACAACCGCAACAGACAGCCUUCAACUCAAACCCUUUCCAGUCGGCUGUCCAACAGCCCUUUCAGAGUCCGCCCCCUCAACAGCAGCAACAGUCGACUUUCGUGCAACAAGAUGCCUAUUCCAUGCAGCAGCAACAGCAAGACCCUUUUGCUAUGCAACAGCAGCAGCAGCCCCCACAGAUGCAACCCCCACCACAACAAGUCCAGCCACAGGCAACCAAUCCUUUCCGCCAAUCCAUGAUGCCUACUGGUCAAAUGAAUGGUUUCAUGCAACCACAGCAGACGGCUCAGCCUCAGCAGCGCCAGACCAGUAACCCAUUCGCAAGACAGCCACCUCAACAAGAUCCCAUGCAAACCGGCUUCCAACAGCAGCAGCAGCCAUUGCAAGCUCAGCCCACAGGAACAAACCCCUUCGCCAAGCAAUCUCCUCAAAUCUCUCAGCCAACAGGGCAGUCGGCAUCAUUCCUCACUCCUGCGGCUACUGGCAGCACGAAUCCAUUCAGGCAGUCCAUGUUUGUUAACCAACAGACCGGUCAGGGCUGGCAGAACACACCUCAAGCAAGCAUGGGAGGAUGGGAGCAACUGGAGACUGUCCCUAUCUUCCCUCGCCCUGGACAAUAG